AUGGGUCCGUCGUCACCUUCUACCAGCAGAAACACCAGACCCAAGCACUUGCAAACAAUGGCUACCACAGACAAUGAUAAUGAUACUACCGGUAUGCCGGAGGCAUCCUUGUUUCAAGCGACUCACACUGCCGAUGACGCUACAUCCCUCACGGAUGGAGUUCUACUCAACACGCCCAACACAUGUAACAACCCAAACGUUAAUAAAGUCAUUCUACCAUGGAUUGGCUUUGGAACGUACAAAUUGGGAAAAGAGGUAGCAUACGAGGCCGUACUCACGGCACUGGAAUGCGGGUAUCGCUGCAUUGACACGGCAUUCAUCUAUGGUGGGGAAACCACAGAACGAUUGGUAGGAAACGCCAUUCAAACGGCCAUACACGACAAGAAAAUACUCUCCAGUCGAAAACAAGUAUUUGUCGUCACCAAACACUGGAGAAAAUAUCAUGGAUACGAGGAAACACUCCAAUGUCUCAAACUAAGUCUCAAACGACUACAAUUGGACUACGUCGACCUUUAUCUCAUGCAUUGGCCAGGACCUGCUUGGAAGACCAUGAAUCGAAGAAACGAUGUCAUUGAAUCGCAGGGACCAUGGCACUAUGCCAAGGACAAUCUACAGCCAGAAGAAAUGGCACGCCUACGAAGUGAGACAUGGAGAGCCAUGGAAGAUGCCGCCCGACAGGGGAAAUGCAAAAGCAUUGGGGUUUCCAACUUUACGGUCGAACACUUGAAGGCACUCAAACAAACUGCUACCAUUUGGCCUCCAGCCGUCAAUCAAGUGGAGUUUCAUCCGCUCUAUCCGCAAACGGAACUCUUGGACUACUGUCGCCAAGAAGGAAUUGUGCUCCAAGCGUACGCCUCUCUUGGCGGACAAGAUACCGGCAAGAAGCAAUGGAACAAAUUGGCCUUGGAGGCGCUGCCGCCAACAAUAACAACAACAAUGGAUUCACAAGAUGGCGACGCAAGCAACAACCACAAACGAAAAAAGCAAAAGAAGCAGAAGCUCCGAGACACGGUGGUGUCACUCUUGUCGUGCCGCCCAGUGGUGGCCAUGGCGCAAAAACAACAGGUCACUCCCGCACAGAUUCUCUUGAGAUGGGCCCUUUCUCAGAACUGCGUCGUCAUUCCCAAAUCCACGUCCAAAGAACGCAUGAUAGAGAAUGCAGAGGUGCUAUCCUUUGCUCUGACAGUGGAUGAGAUUUCAGAAAUUACAACGAGCGUUCAACAGUCCAUCACAAAGUCAUUGUCCGAAAAUCAAGCAAACAAUAAAGAACUGAAUGAAGUGGAUAUUUCGACCAUGGAACGCUGUGGGAUUGGCGCUAUGGGGAGGCUGUGCUGGAGAAACGACCCAUUGAGGCAACUGGACUUUGACUGA
This is a messenger RNA of Seminavis robusta, 1371 nucleotides long. NCBI's taxonomy places the organism in Eukaryota, Bacillariophyta, Bacillariophyceae, Naviculales, Naviculaceae. The record is from the annotation of a GenBank genome assembly.